UGAUGCGGAAUGCUCCGCGCGGAGAGGUAAAGCCUUUCGUCCCUCCUCCCUCCAUCCCUCCCUCCCCUCCAACCGCACCGGACCCGACUGCUUUUGGACCACCUUAGUCCUUCCACUUCUUGUUCUUCAUCAUCUUCUUCUGUUCCCCGGCGCAGGAGGCUGCGGAGUGAAACGGGAGCGAGAGGAAGGCAGCAAGACGCUGCAGUCAAGCGACAACAACUUGCGGCGUAGCUGCAGAAAGAAAAGGUCAGAUUGCAUAAUUACCCGGCAUAUCCUAGCCCCCUUGGAACUCGCCCGGACAUGGACUUCCCCGACGAGCUCCUUCUGGCCGAGUUGAGUCACCUGCAGCUGUACAACGACUCGUUCUUCCAGAACAACUUCAGCAGCGCCUACAAUGAGACCGACGCCCUGCUGCCGACGGGAGUGAGGGUCACCAUCGUGGUGGCCUACAUGAUCGUUUGUGUCAUCGGCCUGGUGGGGAACUUCCUGGUCAUGUACGUCAUUAUAAGGUACACGAAGAUGAAGACGGCUACCAACAUCUACAUCUUCAAUCUGGCUCUGGCUGACUCUUUAUUCCUUGCCACUUUACCAUUCCAGGGUACCGACGUGUUUCUGGGCUUCUGGCCGUUUGGCAACGCCUUGUGCAAAGCGGUCGUAUCCAUCGACUAUUACAACAUGUUCACCAGCACCUUCACGCUGACAGUGAUGAGCAUGGACAGGUACGUGGCGGUCUGCCACCCCGUCAAAGCUCUGGACAUGAGGACACCUCACAAGGCCAAGGUGGUGAAUAUCUGUGUGUGGGUGUUGGCGUCAGCCUUUGGAGUUCCGGCCAUGGUAAUGGGCAACGUUGAGGAGGAGCAAGAACAUAAUAGCGUCGAAUGCAUCGUGGUCCUCCCUGAGCCGCGAAGUCACUGGGAUCCCGUCUUUGGCACUUGCGUGUUCCUCUUCUCCUUCCUUAUCCCCGUGGCCAUCAUCAGCGUUUGCUACAGCCUGAUGGUCAAGCGCCUUCGCAGCGUCCGUAUCCUGUCGGGCUCGAAGGAGAAGGACCGCAACCUGCGACGCAUCACCAGGAUGGUUCUGGUGGUGGUGGCCGUGUUUGUGGUGUGCUGGACUCCCAUCCAGAUCAUGGUCCUGGCCCAGUCGUUGGGCUUCAACCUGAGCAGCUUGUCCACCUUGGUCCUGAUGCACUUCUGCAUUGCUCUGGGCUACGUCAACAGUAGCCUCAACCCCGUUCUCUACGCCUUCCUGGAUGAGAACUUCAAGCGCUGCUUCCGUGAGUUCUGCCAACCUUCUCCGUUCCGUCUCGACACCCAGCAAUCGGGCCGCAUGAGGAGCAUCGCCCGGGAGGUGGCGGCCGCUUACAGCUGCAAGGCCGACGGCGGGGGACCCGGCGGUGGGACUCCCAAUCCCGCGUGACUAGGCGUGGAGUUGCCCCUGGUGGGGGUGGAUCCCCCGCAGAGGGGAGAGAUGCCAGGGACGGGGAACUCCAACACAGAACUGACUCAGAUCACAGCGCUCUAGCGGCGCGAGCCCCCCCGCCCCCCAACUAUACGACUGGCCUGGGGUGGGGGGGAGUCUGACGAGGAUGAUGGUACGGAAGGAAAAAGAAUCUGAGAACUCCAGUUUGCCAGUCUGUACGACUGGAAAACCGGACGGGGUGGUAAAAACGAGAAUGGAAUCGACUGUCUGGCUGAUAAACCCUAGAUGAGGUUUACUUUUAAAACCAAUUCCCUUGCCAACAAGACCCACUGAUUGCGCGUCUCGUCAUCCAGACAAAGACUGGACCUGUAAGACGUUCAAACCACUAAUUUGGUGCUUUUAAGAAGAUUGUAUAUUGACAGAAUUGCUUUGGGCUUGUGAAAGGAAGGAUGAACAUGAUGGUUUAUUGUAUCUUUUGAGGUCAUUGUAUCAGGCCAUCGGGAUGUAUAAAUUCCCUUUCCUUAAUCACGAAUGGGUCCACUAGAGUCAUGUGAUGAAGCCUUAAACUGAGAUUUUCAAUUGGUGGUUGUGAAUAUAUGCGUGCAUGUCAUAAGAUUUGAUUUCUCAAGACCUGUGCUGGGUCGUAUGAACGUGAUUUUGCUUAGACGUUGAAGCAACUCCUAUGCUGCAUUCCAGAAAACUGGGAAUUUCAAGGUUUCAAAUCUCCCUCUAGGAAAAGUGCAAUGAAACACUGAUAGAAAACCAAAGUGGGGGAAUUGAUUGAAAUGUAAUGUAAAAAGCUACGUAACCUCGUUGUUUGUUUCAAUUGCUUCUACUUGAUAUUGUUAUUAAUAGCAACCUGUCCAGCACGGAAUUUGGUGUUAAGAUAAGUUGCUGUAUUCUUUCUGCAUGCGGUCAUUUGGUAAAGUAUAUAGAUAUUAAAAAAAAAAAAACCAUGUUACUCAGUUUUGUGCUCUCUGUUGUUGCCUUUUGUUCAUAUGUACUUUUGGAAUCCUUGUUUCUGCAAUGCAGCAUAAGCCUGUACAAGCAUGGCGCUUGUAACUGAACUCACAAUUUGGCUCUUUUUUGUCACAAGAGGCAUGAGUGAUACAAGAUCAGCAUCCUCGCAGGUGCUUUGUGAAUGGAGGUGCCGUGUUGCGGUUCGACAGGUCAAGGGUCACUUUUGAGGGUUGGGGUCUGGUUGAAGAGCAACCAGAGAGGGGGAUCGCCAUGCUCCGAUCCCACUCCAAGGGGACUAAGGGGCUCACUGUCACUUUUCUCAGUGUCUUAAAGCUGACAUUAACCCUGAAACAGAAACCACAAGUUGUCAUUGUGAUGCUGCACAUUUUCAGUAGAUUUAUAUAUCGACCCUCCUUUCUUUUCAUACUGAUUAGGGCUUUAGUGCGAGAGGUGAGCUGCACCUUCCGCAGAUGUGUUUUCAGUAUUCAUGUAUAAUCACCUUUUUAAUCAUGCUAAUGCUUUCAGCCACUUGAUAGCCUACAGGGCUGAUUGAUUGACAGAUGUGAUGUAAGAAAAUGUUCCCAAGUACUUGUUGUAUUGAAUCACUGUCACGUCUCUAAGGCUGGAAACCCCUCAACCAAUUUCAAUUGACUGCCAUCCGAUUUCAAAUCUAUUUGUGCGUAUGUUUCAAGUGACACAUUCAAUCUUUUUUCAUGUUUAUAGAGCACAUGCGAUUACUGACGUGCUCAGAUGCCCAAUGUUCAAAUUUACAGCAGUUAUUUUAUUUCUAUUUGUGUUGUUUGGACACACAAAGGUGAAAGUGUCCUCAGAACUGUCAGUUUACGCUGCACUCGUAUUGAUUGGCACAUAGCUGAUAUGUGUCAAAUCUAUACAUACAUCUAGUUUUGAAUCGAGCAUAUCAUAAAUGUGAUACAUCUGAAUUUUGGAGCAAACCAUGGAAAUUGUGUCACAACCAGCCCAGGAGACAGACAGACAUUAGCUUGAGACAGACACAAUAGGAUGCAGUCUAACAAUUAAUUAUUCCCAAUCCCCAGAUGACUAAACCCUUGGUAAACAUCGUAUUGAUUUAAGAAAAAUGAUUUUAAAUAAUUGAUGGUUUAGGUUUAAACUUGCACAAGUCUGUCUCAAGGUUAACAUCUCCUUUCAUCUGUACUUGUGUCACCUGUUGUUCCUCUUGUCGUGUUUGAUGCAUUUAUUUAUUUAUUUAUUGCAUUGAUUUUGGAGAGGAGCAUACACUUGCCUUAAGUAUUGGAAUACCGAAAAUGUUGUUUUAAUGCUGUUAGUUUAAAUUAUUCUGUAGACUAAAAAAUCAAUAGGAUAGUGGAGAAAAAAAGUCAUGUUCUGAAGUCAAAGUUCAAACAUAGAUCUUAUAGAACAUACUGUUGGGAGGAGUCUUUUUCCGAGUGUAUCACACUGGCUCAUGGAGGAAUCCCACGCGGUUGCAGGGAUGAGCAGCAUCCAUCGGUGUCGCCGUGGCAACAGUCAGGACUCAGUGGACACAAUAGUGUGUUAAGCUUUCAUAAAAAAAAAAUUGAAAAGAUAUUUUUAUUAAAAAAAACAAAACAAAGAUGGACAGAAACAUCACUGAGUUAAAGUUGGUGUGUUUUGGCUGACUCAUUCUUUUGCAUGAAACUCCAGGUAACCAUGGCAACAAUGCAGUUCUACCACUGGAUGAAAAUGUGUAUUAAACCAUCCACAGCCAUACGCCUGAUUAAAAACUUGAAGGUGAUCGCAUAACACAAAAAUAUAAUCUGACAAUAGUGGUGUGGCAUUUUUCAAAGUGUUCUUUAUCCUUGAAGGUCACUGUUCUGUAGCAUAAUGUUCUUUUUGUUGUUGUUGUCGUUGUUGUGCAAAAAAAGCUAAAGAGAACAAUGAUACCAAGAGGGUGCACACACUGCCUCGUCAGAGUGAGUGCGCAUUUAACUGCCUGUUCAAUCCUUGUAGAUAUUUCGUACCAGCUGUGUAAAAGUAUUAACCAUCAUUUACCUCUGAUUUCUUGUUUCUCUGUGUUCUCAGUGUGUAGAAGAAAAAAAAAUGAAAUAUAUGUAUAGUGUAUAUAUAUGCCUCUCCGAGGAGGAUGGGGCAUUUAAGUGCACCUGAUUCCUCUCAUCCGUUUACAUUUUGCAGACCACGUGAAUGUUGAGCCAAUAACUGUUGAAAAUCCAAAUGUAAGAAAAACAUAUAAUGUUGAUGUUGCUAUUUGACAAUUGCUCUGAAAAUGUUGUGUUGCUUCUGCUGUGUUUUUGUUGUGCAGGAGAAGUGGUAUAGGUUUAGAUCUCAUCGGAUUGGAGAAAUGACAGUAAAAGGGUUUUUAGGGCUCAAGCUUUUAAAGCUAUCCCUGCGUGAAACCUCAUGUGUCAAAGCUGUUUGUGUCACAUGAACUCCAGGCACAGAAAGGUGGCUACUCAAUGCUAGCUGAUUCUUAAUCAAAAACAUGGAGAAUUUAUUUGCUGAAGCUUAAACUGUAUACUGUAUAUAUUUUUUGCA
Molecule: messenger RNA, 4887 nt
Organism: Syngnathus typhle (broad-nosed pipefish)
Lineage: Eukaryota; Metazoa; Chordata; Actinopteri; Syngnathiformes; Syngnathidae
Gene: oprl1
Product: opiate receptor-like 1
Exons: 6
Coding region: 301-1416 (371 amino acids)
Biological process (GO): sensory perception of pain; neuropeptide signaling pathway
Cellular component (GO): neuron projection; membrane
Molecular function (GO): neuropeptide binding; nociceptin receptor activity
Source: RefSeq, a predicted model, not a curated record